AUAGAAUCAUCCUGAUGGGAGAUAAUGGAAAGACUUAUAAAAAACAGCAUUGAGUGUUCAAGUUUCAGAGGUGAUUGGGAAUGUAAAAGCCAGUUUGAGAGAAAACAGGAAUCUCAGGAAGGACAUUUCAGUCAAAUGAUAUUUACUCCUGAAGACAUACCCACUUUCAAUACCCAGCACCAGAGAAUUCAUACUGAUGAGAAACUCCUUGAAUGUAAGGAAUGUGGGAAGGAUUUUAGUUUUGUAUCAGUCCUUAUUCGACAUCAGCGAAUUCAUACUGGUGAGAAACCUUAUGAAUGUAAAGAAUGUGGCAAGGCCUUUGGUAGUGGUGCAAACCUUGCUUACCAUCAAAGAAUUCAUACUGGUGAAAAACCUUAUGAAUGUAAUGAAUGUGGGAAGGCCUUUGGUAGUGGCUCAAACCUUACUCACCAUCAGCGAAUUCACACUGGUGAGAAACCAUAUGAAUGUAAGGAAUGCGGGAAAGCCUUUAGUUUUGGAUCAGGCCUUAUUCGACAUCAGAUAAUUCACAGUGGUGAAAAGCCCUAUGAGUGUAAGGAAUGUGGGAAGUCCUUUAGUUUUGAAUCAGCCCUUACUCGGCAUCACAGAAUUCACACAGGUGAGAAGCCUUAUGAAUGUAAGGAUUGUGGGAAAGCCUUUGGCAGUGGUUCAAACCUUACUCAGCAUCGAAGAAUUCAUACUGGUGAGAAACCUUAUGAAUGUAAAGCAUGUGGAAUGGCCUUUAGUAGUGGUUCAGCUCUUACGCGGCAUCAAAGAAUUCAUACUGGUGAGAAACCAUAUAUAUGUAACAAAUGUGGGAAGGCUUUUAGUUUUGGAUCAGCCCUUACUCGACAUCAAAGAAUUCACACCGGUGAGAAACCUUACUUAUGUAAGGAAUGUGGGAAGGCUUUCAAUAGUGGCUCGGAUCUCACUCAACAUCAGAGAAUUCACACUGGUGAGAAACCCUAUGAGUGUAAGGAAUGUGAGAAAGCCUUUAGAAGUGGUUCAAAACUUAUUCAGCAUCAAAGAAUGCACACUGGUGAGAAACCCUAUGAAUGUAAAGAAUGUGGGAAGGCCUUUAGUACUGGUUCAGACCUCACUCAACAUCAGAGAAUUCAUACUGGUGAGAAACCCUAUGAAUGUAAGGAAUGUGGGAAGGCUUUUGGUAGUGGCUCAAAACUUAUUCAACACCAGCUAAUUCACACAGGUGAAAAACCCUAUGAAUGUAAAGAAUGUAGAAAGUCCUUUAGUAGUGGUUCAGCCCUUAAUCGGCACCAGAGGAUACACACUGGUCAGAAACCCUAUGAAUGUAAGGAAUGUGGGAAGACUUUUGGUACUGGCUCGAGCCGUACUCAGCAUCAGAGAAUACAUACUGGUGAGAAACUUUAUGAAUGUAAGGGCUGUGGGAAGGCUUUGGAGAGGGGUUCAGAAAUUCAGCAACAUAAGAAAAGUCAUGCUGGUAAGAAGCUCUGUGAAUGAGAAACUAUAAAUUGGAAUUACAUAGUUAAGGAACCAUACAAUAAAGAGAAUUCAUACUAGUGAGAGUCCCUACAAAUGUAAUUAAGGUACAUAUACUUAUACUUUACCAGUUAGUCAGUCUGAGAAAAUUCAUACAGAAAUAAACACUCUGAAUAAAAUAUUUGAAUAUUUUUAUCUAAUUCAUUCCUUCAUUACUUUCAGAAAAUUCAUACUUGUGAAUAUUAUACGUUGAAAAACCUUUUUAUUGUAUAUUGCGUUUAUUUUAAGCAUCGAAAUUUAUUUGGGGGCUAACCCUGCUACUUUCUUUUUAAUGUUCUUAAUUUUUUGUGAAGUAUACAGAAUUACUGAUGCAUUUUAAAAUUAUUUUAAAUUAUUGAGGGUCUAAUUUACCCUUUUUCUCCCUCCCCCAUUUCUCAUACUAACACCAUUUAUUUAAUAACCAUAUCUAUUUUUAUAUAUUUUUAUUGUAUGUUUGAUGGUAAGUUUAUUUUUAUACAUAUAAAGCUUCGAUAUCAGGUCAGUCUUUGUUUUUAAAAUUUGCAUAUCUGUCUAUGUAUCUGUGUGUCACCCUGUUUGUGUUAAGUUACUGUUACUUCUACAUAUCCUUCAGUAUCUUAUGGAUAUGUACCUUUUGGAAGAUUGUUUUAUUUUCCUUUUAGAAACUUAUACUAUUCUUUUUGCAGAACAAUUUUCCUCCAUAAAAAUGUAGAUAUGAGUAAAAAAAAUAGCUAUAGUUAUCUGUAAUCUUACCAGUCAUAGACAAUCACUGUCAAACUUUUGGAGCAAAUCCUGUAAGAUUACAUCUCGCAUUGCUUUUGAGAGAAAGUAUGAUUAUGCUAUAACCAGCCUUUAAUAUUCUUUGUCUGUGAAUAUAUUGUUACUAUUCCAUUGGCUUAAAAGUAUUUACCUGUUUUUAUCAAACCCCCAUUUUGUCAAAUACUGAAAAUUUUGCCAUUAUAAAGAGUUACCUUGUUGGCCCCUUUUGAAUGUGUCUGCUUUAUUUGUUGUUCAUUUUAGAGAUAAUAUGUGGCUCUCUUCUGCUUUUACUGAUUUAUACAUUAUAGGUAAAAUUGUACUUCCCUUUGACUAACAUCCCAACCUUAGUUACUUCCCCAACAUAACCAACUUACUUAUUCUUCCAGAUCCUUUUGUAUGCAUAUACGAUGUGUUUAUGGUAAUGUGGGCCUAAUUAGUGUACUUCAGAGGCUGGUUAUGGGGAUUCUACAGUUGUGCCCAUCACAUAAUAAAUACUUGGUUAGUUUAGCCAUCAUCAUUGUUAUCUUCUCAGUCUUUGUUAUUUAUGGAAAAACUUUUAACUGUGAUCUAUACCUUACUCA
Molecule: messenger RNA, 2813 nt
Organism: Physeter macrocephalus (sperm whale)
Lineage: Eukaryota; Metazoa; Chordata; Mammalia; Artiodactyla; Physeteridae
Gene: ZNF345
Product: zinc finger protein 345
Exons: 1
Coding region: 25-1476 (483 amino acids)
Biological process (GO): regulation of transcription by RNA polymerase II
Molecular function (GO): RNA polymerase II cis-regulatory region sequence-specific DNA binding; DNA-binding transcription factor activity, RNA polymerase II-specific
Source: RefSeq, a predicted model, not a curated record